Nicotiana attenuata is the source of this 1377-nucleotide messenger RNA. Its product is annotated as extensin-like. The transcript has a single exon. NCBI's taxonomy places the organism in Eukaryota, Viridiplantae, Streptophyta, Magnoliopsida, Solanales, Solanaceae. The record is from RefSeq and is a predicted model, not a curated record. Bases 1 to 1377 code for a protein of 458 amino acids.
AUGGCAAGCCAACAACAACCUCGUCCAUUGUUCCGUUUCGCUUCUAUGGUUCGUCCUGCUGCAGCUGCACAACCUUCAGCUCCAGCUCCAGCACCCGCCCCACAACCAUUAUUCCGGACAACGACUACCACCCCAUUUAGGCCUCCGGCAUCAGCAACUACUGCUGCUGCUACAGCAACUGUUGCUACUGCUCAGCCAACUCAACCUCAAGAAUCUAGACCACAAACACCAGCUACUGCUUCUGCUCCUCCUGCUGCCGCCCCUGCACCACUACCGCCGGCACCUCCUCAGCCACAACAACAACCAGCAAUGUCGGCCCCACGGAGCCCGAUUUCAGCACAGAAGCCUCAGCCAGUGGCUGCAGCUUCCCCACGUUCCACUCCAGCUACUCCACCUCCAAGAUCACCUGUUGCUCCUCCUCCACCUGUUGUUUCGCCACCAAAGGCUCCUUCACCACGUUCUCCGAUGGCAACACAGCCACAACGUGCCCCCACCGACGUACCUAAAUCUCCUGUUAUUAAAGCCACCACAUCAGUGCCACAAUCCCCAUUCAAGACAUUAGCUUCCAAUGUAACAACAGAGAGAGCUCCGCUUGGUCAGUUUAGUAGUCCGUAUUCUUCACCACUACCAUCUCCAAACACAAAAAUGGCAGAUUCUACCCAAACUCUCAUCAAUCAAUCGUCACCAUCAAAAGCUCCAACACCAUCUCAAAAGGUAAUCCAGCCUAAUUUAGUGAAAACCCAAACCUACUCUCCUCAAAUUAAGCCUGCAGUUUCUCACCCUCCAUCCCCACUAAAGCUUCCCCCUCCUCAACUUGAACUUGAGUCCAAGAGUCCUCCACAUAUUGAUCAGAAAAGUGUUGUGGUCCAAGAAACCACGAGGGCUAGCAUGAAUGGUAAUCAUGUCCCGCAGACCAAUAGAAAUGGAAAAAAUGUAGAAAACGGGAAACGAGAACUGGUUAAAAAAGAUAAAGGGGUUCAGCAGAAGAAGGUGUCUAAUUCUGAUACAGGAGAUGACUUUGGAAUGAGUGUUCUAACACUAGCUGGUGAAAACAAGGGGGCUAUUAUGGAGUUAAGCCCUUCAAGGAAGACAUACAGCCCUCAGAGCCAUCAAAAGCAAGGAAGCCCAAAGGCAUGGAGUAGCAGUGAGGAUGAUGGAGAAAAAUCAGGGAGCGAAAGUGGUAGGAAAAGAGAGAAUAAAAUGCCAAAUAAGUCCCUUCCUAUGACUGCAUUCAUGAACAGCAAUGUGCAGGGUGUCAACAACUCCAUUCUCCACAAUGCUUCUUGCACUCACCAUGAUCCUGGUGUCCACCUUGUUUUUGCAAGAAAGACCAAUGGUAGGCAUGGGUUCCACAUUAAGGGAAGUCCAAAGAGCUAA